This is a messenger RNA of Salarias fasciatus (jewelled blenny), 1234 nucleotides long. RefSeq names its product asporin (LRR class 1) (gene aspn). Bases 137 to 1234 code for a protein of 365 amino acids. The transcript has 8 exons. NCBI's taxonomy places the organism in Eukaryota, Metazoa, Chordata, Actinopteri, Blenniiformes, Blenniidae. The record is from RefSeq and is a predicted model, not a curated record. Gene Ontology annotation, molecular function: protein binding.
GACUGAGAGUCCAAGUCUUCCAGCUGGACCCUGCUGCUGCUCUGCUCGCUGCGUGGGGUUUAAACCAGGACACACACACCUGACGGCUGAGUUCCCCUGGGCUGCUCUUUAUCGACUCAGCGUUGUAGGAAAAACCAUGAGAGCCUUCCUCCUGCUUUGCCUACUGGCGCUAGGCAACGCCAAACCCUACCAGCCAAUCAACGUCAUGGACUUCAUGAAAAGCUAUGACAUCAUGAUGGCGGAUUCAGAUGAUGACGACGACGAUGAUGAUGAUGAUGACGAUGACGACUAUGAUGAUGACGACGAGAACUGCCCAACUAAUUGCCAUUGCUCGCCUGGAGUCGUGCAAUGCUCCGAUCAAGGUCUGAUAGCCGUACCAGAGAAGAUUCCUGAAGAGACCGUGAUGAUUGAUCUCCAAAACAACGACAUCACUGAUAUCAAGGAGGACGACUUCAAAGGCCUCAGCAAGCUUUAUGGGCUGUUUCUGAUCAACAACAAAAUCUCCAAGAUUCACCCAAAAGCCUUCAGAAAUAUGAACAACCUCAGGCUGCUGUAUCUUUCCUACAACCUGCUGACGGAGAUCCCAGCAAAUCUUCCUCCCAACGUCAUCGAGCUCCGCUUUCACGAAAACAACAUCGGCAGAAUCCAGAAGGAUGCAUUUAAAGGCCUGAGGAAACUGCAUGUGCUGGAGCUGGGAGCCAACCCUCUGGCCAACAGUGGAAUUGAGCUUGGAGCUUUCAAUGGUUUGUCGACUUUGUACAUCGGUAUAGCAGAGGCCAAACUGACGGCUGUACCUAAAGACUUCCCAUCAUCCAUCACAGAGCUGAGUCUGGACUACAACAAGAUCUCUAAGGUGGAAAUAGAAGACUUCAUCAGAUAUAAAAACCUGCAGAGACUUGGACUCGGGUUUAACCAGAUCAGGUCUGUAGAAAACGGCAGCUUCACUAACAUCCCGAGCAUCCGUGAGAUUCACCUGGACAACAACCGCCUGAGGAAGGUCCCGCCGGGCCUCAACUCCCUGCGCUACCUCCAAGUGGUUUACCUCCACGCCAACAAAAUCAGCAGCGUGGGAGUCAACGACUUCUGUCCCGUCACGCCCAGCCUGAAGAAAAACCUGUACACGGGCAUCAGCCUGUUUGCCAACCCCGUCAAAUACUGGGACAUCCAGCCCGCCACCUUCCGCUGUGUGACCGGGCGAAGAGGCGUUCAGCUGGGAAACUUCAGGAAGAAGUAG